Molecule: messenger RNA, 4161 nt
Organism: Anguilla anguilla (European eel)
Lineage: Eukaryota; Metazoa; Chordata; Actinopteri; Anguilliformes; Anguillidae
Product: leucine-rich repeat and fibronectin type-III domain-containing protein 2
Exons: 7
Coding region: 1267-3621 (784 amino acids)
Cellular component (GO): cell surface; postsynaptic density membrane
Molecular function (GO): protein binding
Source: RefSeq, a predicted model, not a curated record
UGUGCCAUCUACAGAUCUAAGCUUGUUCACUGCAGCUGUCUGAUGCCUUCAGCGAAGCCUUUCCUAGUUUCGCUGUCGGCUGUGCUGUGCGUGCGCCGGGCACACGCCGCUUGAUUUGUGGCGUAAAUAAAUAAAUAUAUGUAUUCAUUUGAAUGCACUUACAUGGUGCUUAUACCACUUUGGGGCGCAAUGGGCCGUUCUUCCUUAUUAAAUUACCGCGGUUCGUCUCGCGCCGUUCUGGAUUCGUCAUAAAUAUAACAUUUUGAAGCACUCGCUUAUUUGGAUACACUAGGACUAGAAAGCACCGAUGGAGGUAUAGGCGAAGACGCAUUCUGUCUGGAUUCUAUCGUCUUGCUCGCUAAACGCGUUGGAAUUUUUUUUGCGCCUGGAGCACACCAGAGAGAUCUUUUCCAACUCAACUUGAGAGGAAACUAUACAAGUCUUGUGUUGCGAAAGCUACAGCUGCCGCUUUGCUCGCAGUGCGGGUUGCCCCGCCGUUCGCAAUUUCCUCAAGGAGCCGGGAAAGGAUGCGCGUUGUUGGUUCGUUUUUUUGGCAUUUUUUUCUCUUUUGGAAUUAGAAGACGAUGCCCUGGAACGAUAAUGGAGUAAAAGCGAGCACCGAUAAUCCUGCAGUUAAUUGCAAACAAUGGAUACACGUCCGAUUAAUAAGGUAAAAUAGUGACCCCAAUGAGGUGGAAUACUUCCAGAUCACCUGACAGGAAUAGAAGUGACCUUGCGUGCCCAUCAGCAAGAGGAGAAAGGGAGGUUCGUCUGAUUGUCUGUAGCCAAUAAGGGAGCGGGAGAGGUGCCGCCGCACUGUGAGGUCACGGCUCGUGACAGUAUGACCCCGUACUGUAGCCUGUAGAAGACUACGAGGAUGGCAAGCUGACCUGAACGGGCUCUUUCCUUACCGUUACAGUCUUGCUCGAUUGGUUGCGUGACCCGGUCUGGAGGCUUGCGGACACGACACAACUUGCGGACACGUGUGAAAUUGGCCCCUGUCUGUGAGGGGGGGGCCCUAUGGCAGAAACCCGCACUAUAUAGUGAAGCUGUCAGUCAGCACCCUGGUGUCAGUCGUUCCACUGGGUUUGUCCCCGGUGGAGGUGCUAGCGCCAGGGCUGUUAGACACCUGUCAGUCUGGACAUCACACGCUGCCACUCACACCUGAUCCAGGUUGCCAUAGUAACCCCCGAAAGGCUUCCAGAUUACUCCCCAGCCUGUCCCAGAAUGCAUUGCGGUCUCCACGGUUCCUGUCCCUGAGCUACAAUGGACAAAGUGCUCUGCAGCCUCCUGCUCCUGGUAACCACGGUGACGAUGGCCCGCGCAUGCCCCAAGUACUGUGUCUGCCAGAACCUGUCGGAGUCGCUGGGCACGCUCUGCCCCUCCAAGGGCCUGCUGUUCGUGCCGCCGGACAUCGACCGGCGGACGGUGGAGCUGCGCCUGGGCGGGAACUACAUCAUCAAGGUCACGCAGCUGGACUUCGCCAACAUGACGGGCCUGGUGGACCUGACGCUGUCCCGCAACACCAUCAGCUCCAUCCAGCCCUUCUCCUUCAUCGACCUGGAGACGCUGCGCUCGCUCCACCUGGACAGCAACCGGCUGACGGAGAUCGGCGCCGACGACCUCCGGGGCCUGGUCAACCUGCAGCACCUCAUCCUCAACAACAAUCAGCUGAGCCACAUCUCCCGGGAGGCCUUCGACGACCUGAUGCUGACCCUGGAGGACCUGGACCUGUCCUACAACAACCUGCGCGGCGUGCCCUGGGACUCCAUACGCAAGAUGGUCAACCUGCAUCAGCUCAGCCUGGACCACAACCUCAUUGACCACAUCUCGGAGGGCACCUUCGCGGACCUGGACAAGCUGGCCCGCCUGGAUCUCACGUCCAACCGGCUCCAGAAGCUUCCCCCCGACCCCAUCUUCGCCCGCUCCCAGAACAGCGUGGUGCUGACCACGCCGUACGCCCCGCAGCUGUCCCUCAGCUUCGGCGGCAACCCGCUGCACUGCAACUGCGAGGUGCUGUGGCUGCGGCGGCUGGACCGCGAGGACGACAUGGAGACCUGCGCUUCCCCUCCCGGCCUGAAGGGGCGCUACUUCUGGUACGUGCGCGAGGACGAGUUCGUGUGCGAGCCGCCGCUCAUCACGCAGCACACGCACAAGCUGCUGGUGCUGGAGGGCCAGACCGCCAGCCUGCGCUGCAAGGCCGUCGGCGACCCCGUGCCGGUCAUCCACUGGGUCGCCCCCGACGACCGGCUGAUCGGCAACUCCUCGCGGGCCACCGUGUACGAGAACGGCACGCUGGACAUCCUCAUCACCACGUCCAAGGACUACGGCAUCUUCACCUGCAUCGCGGCCAACGCCGCCGGCGAAUCCACCGCCUCCAUCGAGCUGUCCAUCAUACAGCUCCCGCACCUCAGCAACGGCACGGGCCGCGCCUCGCAGCCCAAGUCCCGCCUCUCCGACAUCACCAGCUCCACCAAGACCAACAAGGUGGAGCCCAAGGCUCCGCCCGAGCGGGUGGUGUCGGUGUCGGAGGUGACCGCCGUCUCCGCUCUCGUCAAGUGGUCGGUCAGCAAGGCCACGCCGAAGGUGAAGAUGUACCAGCUCCAGUACAACUGCUCCGACGACGAAGUGCUCAUAUACAGGAUGAUCCCGGCGUCCAGCAGGGCCUUCCUGGUGACCAACCUGGUGUCGGGGGUCCAGUACGACCUGUGCGUCCUGGCCAUCUGGGACGACACGGCCACCACCCUGACGGCCACCAACGUGGUGGGCUGCGCCCAGUUCGUCACCCGCGACGACUACCCGCAGUGCCAGUCGCUGCACAGCCACUUCCUGGGCGGCACCAUGAUCCUGGUGAUCGGCGGCGUCAUCGUGGCCACGCUGCUGGUGUUCAUCGUCAUCCUGAUGGUGCGGUACAAGGUGUGCAGCAGCUCGCAGUCCGGCAAGCUGCCGGCGGUCAGCAACACCUACUCGCAGACCAACGGCGGGCAGGCGGGGCGCAACGGCGUGCCUCCGCCCGCCAAAGCCGCCGCCGCCGCCAGCGCCACCGCCAAGGUGGUGGUGGUGAGGGACGAGCUGGUGGAGUUCAAGUGCGGCUCGCUGCAGAGCAGCCUGUCCUCGUCGUCCGGCUCGCUGGGUUGCCGCGACGGCGACAGCUACAGCCUGCGCAGCGAGAGCGGCGGCCUGUCGGCCAGCCGCUGGCGGCCCGGCCCCGCGUCCCGGGCCCGGCCCAACCUCAACCACCUGCUGGGGGCCUUCGUCUCGCUGGAGCUGCGGGGCCAGGGGCGGGACCCGGGGCCCUCGGGGGCCUCCGGCGCCAGGGCCUCGGUGGCGUCGGCGGCCGCGGCGCCGUCCGACAAGGAGCCGCUGCUGGGCCGCACGGACUCGCGGCUGAGCCGGCUGCUGGCGCUGCCGCUGGAGGGCAAGCCCAAGAGGAGCCAGUCCUUCGACAUGGGCGACUUCACCGGCACGCAGUGCUGCUCCUACCCGCCGCGGAUCAGCAGCAUCUGGACUAAGAGGAGCCUGUCCGUCAACGGGAUGCUCCUGCAGUGCGAGGAGGCCGGCCUGGAGGGGAGCAAGGCCACCUUCGACAGCUCCGAGUGGGUCAUGGAGAGCACCGUUUGAGGCGGGACGUGGGGGGUUGGGUUGCGUUUGGGGCGGGAGGGCUGGUAUAUGCGGGGACACGUGGAGCGGAGACGAGGGACAAGAGAUACAUUGGAGGAAAAAAAAAAAUAAUGUAAAAAAAAAAAAACGAAAACACAAGAAACAAAAAAAGGAAUUAUUUUGCGCGGAGGACGCCUACUUUGUGGCGCUCGCUCCUGCGCUGCAUGAAGUUCGUCCAUGUGAAUACCGUCGUCCUUCCGUCGUGUGAAACAGACUCCCGCGGCCAAAGCAGUCGCGUCGGGGGGGGGGCGGUGGCCUCUGCGCUGGGGAUUACACUGACCUGCCUUGGAACGCGUGCGUGGGCGUAGCCGCACACGAGUCAGAGCUGCCGGACGGGCCCGCACGUACGCGUCCGACGGGACAAAUCGAACGUGGCGGGGGGGCGCUGUGGAACGAGACCUCGGCUCCCGGGCGGUCCCAGCUGGAGCAGAGCGGGAUUUCGGCGAUAAGGUGGUGCGAGCGCGGCGUGGGCGAAUGGCGGGGGAGUCAGGAGGGCUGAGA